Messenger RNA from Funneliformis mosseae, 2461 nucleotides. Lineage: Eukaryota; Fungi; Glomeromycota; Glomeromycetes; Glomerales; Glomeraceae. The record is from the annotation of a GenBank genome assembly.
AUGACAAUUCGUCGUUUAAAUGACUCGGCUAUUCGCAAACUUCGAGCUUCUUUUAUUUCAACUAUUGCUCAGUGCGUCGUCGAACUCGUUCAGAAUAGCCUUGACGCGUUAGCCACGUCCAUAGAAAUUCAUGUAGAUUUGAUGAAAUUUUUUAUUCAAAUUACUGAUAAUGGUUCAGGUAUUACACCAGAUGAUAUGAAAAAAAUUGCUACCUCAAAAUGUCAUACCUUAGAAGAUUUGGCACGUGUAAUCACUUAUGGUUUCCGCGGAGAAGCCUUAUCUUCUUUGGCUGAAGUCUCAAUCUUGGAAAUAAUAAGUAAACAUCCUGAUUGCUACGACACAUAUUGCACUAUUCUGAAGGGUGGUCAGCGUCUUCAAUAUGGACCGACACGAUGCAGACGUAGAAAGUCCGGGACUAUAAUUAUUAUUCGUGAUUUGUUUUACACUUAUCCUGUCCGUCGUAAGCAUUUAUCAGAGAAUAAAUUCAUCAAUGAACUCGAAAAUGUUAAAAAAUCAGUAGAAUCUUUAGCAUUAAUUAAUCCUCAAGUGACUUUCACUUUAAUUGACGCAUUAAGAGAUAGAAAAAUUGUUACUACAAGAAAGGUUGCAAAUAGUAUUUAUACUUUUCAUCAGCUUUUUGGAUCAUCUUUGUCGCAGAAUCUUGAAUCAGUAUACGCUGAAGAAGACGACAUCAAAAUCGAUGGAUUCCUUUCCCUUAGAGGGUUUCAUACGAAAAACUAUGAUGAACCUUUGGAAUACGGAUCGGAUUCUCCAUCAAAAUUUAAAAAAAGCUCUAUGACAAAGUCUCUAGAAAAGUAUCCGAUAUUCUUCAUUCAUCUCACUUGUCCAACAAUUAAUUAUGAUAUAUGUUUGGAUCCAGCAAAAAAUAUAAUAGAAUUUAAGAAUUGGUCCAAAAUUUUAGGCCUUUUAUCUGCACUAGUAUCUCAAUUUCUGGUGCAACAUGGUUUUUCAUUACGUGAGAUUGAGCCAAUACCAAGUUUAGAUGAUAAUUCUACCAUUUCAAUAAUUAAUCAGGGACCAAUCAAUCAUAAACGCGAUUUACCACUUUCUCUUGAAGAUAUAUUUCAUAUUAAAAGUGGAGGUCAGAGUCGGUACACAUUUCAAGAUAAAGAAUUUAAAAGAGGUUUAUACGACGUUAGCCACUGUGAUGAUCUUACCGAAGAUAACAAAGAUUCAGAGAAUAACUUCAGAGCGAAUCGACCAAGUUCUCAAGAUUUAAUUACCAGGAAAUCAAAAUCACACUCUUUUAAUGCAAACGUCAAAUUAAAAGCUAAAAUAGAUCGAAGUAGACUUAGAACAUCAAGCUUUCAUAAAGAUGAUGACAAAAUUAAUAAUUCGGGAGCGAUGUCUUGGGCAAAAGAGGCUUUUGAGAAAUGGAAUAAUCCCGUUUUCAAAAGCACGGAAGUUCCAAUUCCUAUGCUUAAAGUAAUGACCGCAAACAACAAAUUUUCCAUCACUAGCAAUUUUUUCUCAACUCGUACAAAUGUUUCGGAGCAUCGUUUUUGUAAAAAAGAUAUUGAGCAGGCUAAAGUUAUAGGACAACUUGAUGAUAAAUUCAUUGCUUGCAAGUUACCUUGUACGCAAAAUAUUGAUCAAAGUAUAGAUGAGAAUGGAGUUGUUGAACAAAGAACACGUAAUAUUUUGGUCCUUGUUGACCAACACGCAGCUGAUGAACGCGUGCGUGUUGAGAUGUUAAUGAAAGAAUUUUGUGAAUUUAAGCAACCGGAUCGAAUGGAUAUUGAUGGUGAAAUGCAGCAAGCUACUUCAUUUGUUGAAACAAUUCAACUUAAACCAUCAAAUAAGAUAAUUUUAACAUUUAGGGAGGCACAAGCUAUCAGGAGAUUUGAAGGCAACUUUAAUAAAUGGGGAAUAUUUUUUAGUGAUAAAUGUGAAGCCAAGUCCGAUAACAUGCCUAAUACGUCAACCACUUCUUUUGUUUCGCCGCAUUUCAUUUCUUCAAAAGAGGGUGACAUUAUUCCGAUCUAUGUGACUCAUCUUCCGAAAAUGAUUGCUGAUCGUUGUGUAUUAGAUACAAGAAUGACACAAGAACUUAUUCGUCAGCAUCUUUAUUGGUUAGAAGAUACAGGCGGGAUUGGCAUCGAUUUUAGCACAAAUGAUAAUACUGAUUUAUCUAGAGAAUGGCGGACAAUGAUAAGAAAAUGUCCAAGAGGCAUCGUUGAUAUAUUAAAUUCUAAAGCCUGUAGAGGUGCUAUCAUGUUUAAUGACAAUCUUUCAUUACAAAAAUGUGAAGAGUUGAUAAAAAAACUUGCAGAGUGUGAUUUUCCAUUUCAAUGUGCACAUGGGAGACCAUCAAUGGUUCCGGUACUGUACAUAAAUGGAUCUCAAAAUCCUAUUUCGGUAUAUGGUCAAUCAAAUAAUUGUGAUUGGAAAAAGAUCGGAAUAAAAUCUCUCGAGCAGACUGAUAGUCAAGAAACAGAAA